GAAAUUUAAGUUUUUGUUUCCAGUGCCGAUCUUCUAUUGUUUUGACAGUUCCUUUUUGGGUUCUCGUUUUCUUGUUCCCAUUCGCGCUAUCACAUCAACUCCUGUACGAGAUCGCACAUGUUCGCCAUGACGAGUAGAAAAAUCGCCAUCGUCGGGAGUGGAUUGAUAGGAAGAAGUUGGGCAAUGUUAUUUGCUGGUGCUGGCUAUCAUGUCAACCUGUUUGAUGUAACACAAGAACUAGUAGAGAAUGCCAUCAAAGACAUUGAACAACAACUUCAUGCUUUGGCUGCUUCUGGGCUGUUAAGGGGUAAUUUGAGUGCAGCUGAGCAAUUGUCAUUAAUAACUGGAACCAAAACACUAAAGGAAUGUGUGAAGGGAGCAUUGUAUGUACAAGAAUGUGUCCCUGAAAAUCUGGAACUUAAAAAAAAAGUUUAUGCAGAGCUAGAUGAACUUUCAGAUGACAAUACCAUCAUUGCUAGUUCAACAAGUUGCAUACUUCCAUCCCUGUUUUCUGAAAACUUAAAGCAUAGAAGCAAUGUUCUAGUAGCUCAUCCGGUAAAUCCCCCAUUUUACGUGCCGUUGGUUGAGCUUGUACCCGCACCGUGGACCGCACCAGAGGUUGUGGUAAAAGCGCGUAAGAUUAUGGAGGAACUUGGACAAAAACCCGUUUCUCUUUCCAGAGAAAUUCCUGGUUUCGCCUUGAACAGAAUUCAAUAUGCCAUCUUGAAUGAAUGCUGGUAUUUGGCCCAAGAAGGUAUUUUAGACGUCGCCGAUAUUGACGCAGUCAUGAGUCAUGGACUUGGACCGCGUUACGCUUUUAUGGGACCGUUGGAGACAGCACAUCUUAAUGCUGAAGGUAUGGAGAACUAUUGCGAGCGAUAUGGCGAAACAAUUUACAAUGUGAGCAAAACAUUGGGUCCUGUUACUCGUUUCGAAGGCGAUAAUUUGCACAAAGUCAAUCAACAAUUGCUUGAUCAAGUGCCAUUGGAAAAGCUGCAAGAAAAAAGAGCUUGGCGCAACAAUUGCUUAGCCUCAUUGGCCAAACUAAAGCAAAAUAUCGAUAAAGAACAACUUGAUUAAAUAUGGAAUGUUUUAGGUAGAUAGAGCUGUCGUAAUUGAAAACUUCACUAACACAAUUUCUUUAACCCUAAUAAUAUUAAAUAAUUCAUA
This is a messenger RNA of Daphnia carinata, 1170 nucleotides long. It is a transcript of the gene Had1, whose product is annotated as lambda-crystallin homolog. The coding region runs from base 118 to 1080 and encodes 320 amino acids. The record is from RefSeq and is a predicted model, not a curated record. Gene Ontology annotation, molecular function: oxidoreductase activity, acting on the CH-OH group of donors, NAD or NADP as acceptor; NAD+ binding. Gene Ontology annotation, biological process: fatty acid metabolic process. Lineage: Eukaryota; Metazoa; Arthropoda; Branchiopoda; Diplostraca; Daphniidae. The transcript has 6 exons.